UAAAAUACUAAAACCCAAUUGCCCAAUUUCACUCAAAUUUGUAUAUUUAUACUAAGAAUCUUUCAGUUUUGAUUGCUUAACUAUCUGGUUCUAUCAAAAUUUGGGGUUUUUAUCUGUCUUCUUUCUUCUCCAUUACAUCAGGUGCAAACUUUAACUACAGCUCGAUGACAAACUAGUUGGAGUCAGCUAUUUGAAUCAUUUAUAUCCAUUGUGCUCUACUUGGGCCUAUCCCAUUCCAAGUUGAAGUGUAAUUGAUAAACAAUCUCUGCAAGGAUUGCCAUGAACUCGAUGAAUGGCAACGAUGAUGUACCAGAAACAGCAACACUUAAAAUCAAGGCCUUCUUUGAGUCAGCUCCACCACUAAAAGAUGCUGCUGAAAUAGAAACAAAAUUGAAGGAAUUUGUUGACCGGAAUUCUUCAUCAUCAGAAAAUGGAAAAAUAAACAGGGUGGUGUGUGUGACUUCCGGUGGUACAACUGUUCCUUUGGAGAAGCGAUGUGUUCGUUAUAUUGACAACUUUAGCUCUGGUCAUAGAGGAGCAGCUUCCACAGAGUACUUUCUGAAGGCUGGUUAUUCUGUCAUCUUUCUUUACCGUAGGGGAACUUGCCAGCCAUUUUGCAGAUCGCUGCCUGAUGAUCCAUUGCUCGAGUGUUUUACUUCAACUGAUCAUUCAAGUAUUCAAGUGGACCCAUCGCAUGCUGAAGUGGUGAAGAGAGCCAUUUCUGAAAAUCGUUCUGCAGUUAACGGGGGCUUCUUGUUGAAAUUACCGUUUACAACAAUUUUUGAGUAUUUGCAGAUUCUUCGGCUGAUUGCUGUCUCUUUAAGGAGCCGUGGGCCUAGUGCUAUGUUCUAUCUUGCAGCUGCAGUUUCUGACUUCUAUGUACCAUGGGAGAGCAUGACGGUGCAUAAGAUCCAGUCAGGAUCUGGUCCUUUGGACAUGCGGCUUGCUCAAGUACCAAAAAUGCUUUAUGUGCUCAGAAAUGAGUGGGCACCUGUGGCCUUCUGUAUAUCCUUCAAGCUGGAGACAGAUACAGAUAUCCUUUUAGGAAAGGCUGAUAUGGCCCUCAAAAAGUACAAGAUGCAUAUGGUGGUAGCUAAUGAACUUUCAACCCGUAAAGAGGAAGUUAUAGUUGUCACGGAGCAGGAAAAAAUCACAGUUCGUCGGGACAAAACUCAGGCUGGUGCUGAUGUUGAGAAUCCAUUGAUUAAGCUUGUUGUGGAUAGGCAUUGGUCAUACAUCAAGCAUCCUGAUGCAUGAUCUCUAAGGACUGACCAAUGAUAUAUCGCGGAUCACUGGAAUCUGACUUCUUUUCAAGGAGAUUGUAGUACAUCCGUGCAACAGUUUUGUAACCAGCUGUUUAAAAAGAGAGAUAUCUUUCCACCCAACCACCACAGGCUCUCUUGAAAGAAGAAAAAGAACAAGGGGUGCCUUUUAUUCCAAUUGUGCAGUUUUUUUUUCUUUGUUAAAGAAUAAAUUUCGUCAAAGAAAAAGAAGCUGUUCUACUGGAUUUAUUAGCAAAAUAUGUUCUUCAAUUUUGGCUAAAUUCUUCCCAUUUAGAAGUCAGCAGCACCAUAUUACUCCCUUUUCUCAGGGCAUGAUGUACUUCUAUAUGAUAGAUGUUUAUUACUGUGUUGUUAGCCUCUGAAUCAUACAGCUAAUGCGGUAAUCUGAACCACCCUUUAACUC
Molecule: messenger RNA, 1686 nt
Organism: Nicotiana tabacum (common tobacco)
Lineage: Eukaryota; Viridiplantae; Streptophyta; Magnoliopsida; Solanales; Solanaceae
Product: phosphopantothenate--cysteine ligase 2-like
Source: RefSeq, a predicted model, not a curated record